Molecule: messenger RNA, 1734 nt
Organism: Dromaius novaehollandiae (emu)
Lineage: Eukaryota; Metazoa; Chordata; Aves; Casuariiformes; Dromaiidae
Gene: NME8
Product: NME/NM23 family member 8
Exons: 15
Coding region: 1-1734 (577 amino acids)
Biological process (GO): UTP biosynthetic process; GTP biosynthetic process; CTP biosynthetic process
Molecular function (GO): nucleoside diphosphate kinase activity
Source: RefSeq, a predicted model, not a curated record
AUGGCAGGCAAGAAGAAAGAAAUCCAGCUUCAGGUCGUGGUAACCAAUCAAAACCAAUGGGAUGAAAUGUUGCUGACAAAAGGUGUAUUAGUAAUAGAUGUGUAUCAAGCUUGGUGUGGUCCUUGCAAAGCUGUGGUAAAUUUAUUCAGAAAACUGAAGAAUGAGUUUAGUGAAGACACUCUGUUGCAUUUUGCAGUGGCAGAGGCUGACAGCAUUGAGACUCUGAAACCAUUUAGGAAUAAAUGUGAACCUGUGUUUCUCUUUUGUGUUAAUGGAAAAAUAAUUGCAAUAGUGAGAGGUGCAAAUGCUCCUAUUAUAAGUAAGAAAAUAACAGAGCUAGUAGAAGAAGAGAGGAAAAUUGUAGCUGGAGAGAAAGAACGUACUGAGGUAGAGGAACUUGUUUUUCCAGAAGAGAAAUUAUCAGAAGAUGCUGUUAAGGAGACUGUACUUGAGGAAGAAGUCAGGUAUUCUGUUGCAAUUGUAAAACCUGAUGCUGUCUUAGAGGGACGUGUAGAAGAAAUUAAACAGAAGAUUACAGAUGCGGGCUUUAGCAUUGCAGCAACAGAAGAAAAACUGCUAACUGAAGAGCAAAUCAGAGUAUUCUACGCUCGGAAUAUAGAAAAGCCUGAUUUUGAUGAUUUUGUUCAAUUCAUGAUGAGUGGGCCAUGCCACAUUCUGGUAAUCGCUAAAAAAGAAUCAACUGAUGCUAUUCCUCACUGGAAGGACCUAAGUGAAUCAAGUGAAAAUGAGCCUGAUGAGCCGGAGUCUAAAAAGCCAGAGAGGUUGGAUGGAAUCUUGGAAACUGAGGGUCUAUUAAAUAUAUGUGAUGUGCAAGACAGUAUAGAAGAUGCCAGCAGGCAACUUGCCUUCUUUUUCCCAAAUUUUGGUAAACAGAAAACAGGCCAAAAUGUUGAAAGAACUUUGGCCUUAAUUAGACCCUUACUCUUAAAGGAAAGACGACAUUCUAUUAUGCAAAGAAUAAUGGAUGAUGGCUUCAAAAUAGCAAUGCAGAAAGAAAUAGUCCUAUCUGAAGAACAAGCACGUCAAUUUUACAAGGAGCAUGAAAAUGAAGAUUACUUUCCAGUACUUCUAGAGCAAAUGACCAGUGGUCCAACUCUUGCACUUGCUCUAACACGAGAAAAUGCUAUAGAACGCUGGAGAGAAUUACUAGGCCCAAAGACUAUUGAAGAGGCUAAGAAGAAAAGUCCAGCCAGUUUACGUGCAGAGUAUGCAGUAGACAGCAUACCUCUUGAUCAGCUGCAUGGUAGUUCUUCACCUGAUGAUGCUCAGAAGGAAUUACAGUUCUUCUUCCCUCAGGAACACACUUUGGCAUUAAUUAAACCCGCUGCUGUUAAGGAACAUAAAGAUGACAUUAUGCAAAAAGUUAAAGAUGCUGGAUUUACUAUCUCAAAGAUUAAAGAAGCAGCUUUAACUCGUGAAAUGGCUACACAGUUUUAUAAAGAUCAUGAAGGAAAACCCUUUUUUGAACCAUUAGUGACUUGUAUGACCGCGGGCCCAUCAGUGGUCAUGAUUUUAACAAAGGAAAAUGCUGUGGAAGAAUGGAGGCAAUUAAUGGGUCCAGCAGAUCCAGAAAUUGCAAAAAUGACCUCUCCUGAAUCAAUUCGAGCUCAGUUUGCACAAGAUAUUUUGUCCAAUGCUGUUCAUGGAUCAUCUAAUAAGGAGCAUGCACUGAAGAGUAUUGAGUGUGUAUUUGGAGAGAUUGAUAUAGAUUAA